Messenger RNA from Coturnix japonica (Japanese quail), 1303 nucleotides. RefSeq names its product replication factor C subunit 4 (gene RFC4). Gene Ontology annotation, biological process: DNA-templated DNA replication; DNA repair. Lineage: Eukaryota; Metazoa; Chordata; Aves; Galliformes; Phasianidae. Gene Ontology annotation, cellular component: nucleus; DNA replication factor C complex. The record is from RefSeq and is a predicted model, not a curated record. Gene Ontology annotation, molecular function: ATP hydrolysis activity; DNA binding; ATP binding.
UUGCGUCGCCUUGAGUGACGGGCGGCUUGGCGGGAAGUUGGUGAGGGGUUGUUGUGCGCUGUGUGGUGAGCCGGGAUUAACGGCCGAGCUGAGGGGAAGGACGGAGCCACAGCCACAGUCACAGCCAUGCAGGCCUUCCUGAAAGGCCCGGCCUCCAUCAGCAACAAACCUACUGCCAACAAGGAGAGGAGCGCGGCGGGGAGCAGCGGGGAAGGCAAGAAGCUCAAACCCGUCCCCUGGGUGGAGAAAUAUCGCCCCAAAAACGUGGAUGAAGUCGCCUUCCAGGAUGAAGUUGUUGCUGUGUUGAAAAAGUCCCUGGAAGGUGCUGAUCUUCCCAAUCUGCUGUUCUAUGGCCCGCCUGGAACUGGAAAGACCUCCACUAUUUUAGCAGCUGCCAGAGAGCUCUUUGGGCCUGAACUAUUCCGACAAAGAGUCCUGGAGUUAAAUGCCUCUGAUGAGCGCGGGAUUCAAGUGAUCCGUGAGAAGGUGAAGGCUUUUGCUCAGCUCACAGCAUCUGGAAGCCGAGCAGAUGGUAAAGUUUGUCCUCCCUUUAAGAUUGUGAUCCUGGAUGAAGCAGACUCUAUGACCUCAGCAGCCCAGGCAGCCUUAAGGCGCACCAUGGAAAAAGAAUCUAAAACAACACGUUUUUGCCUUAUUUGUAACUACAUCAGCAGAAUAAUUGAACCUUUAACAUCUCGCUGCUCCAAAUUCCGUUUCAAACCUUUGUCAGACAAAAUCCAGCACCAGAGGCUACUGGAUGUUUCUGAGAAGGAAAAUGUGAAAAUCACUAGUGAGGCAGUAUCUUACCUUGUUAAAGUGUCAGAUGGGGACUUAAGAAGAGCUAUUACUUACCUUCAAAGCGCCACUCGCUUGAUGGGUGGGAAGGAGAUCACAGAGAAGACUGUCGCUGAAAUUGCUGGGGUUAUCCCAAGAGAAACAAUAGACGGGUUGCUGUCUGCCUGCUGGAGUGGCUCAUUUGAGAAACUGGAAACAGCGGCAAAGAAUCUUCUCAAUGAGGGCUACGCUGUUGCUCAGCUCAUAAACCAGCUUCAUGAUAUUGUUGUUGAGAGCGAAGACUUCAGUGACAAGCAGAAAUCAGUCAUCACUGAGAAGCUUGCAGAGGUGGACAAAUGCUUGGCAGAUGGUGCUGACGAGUACUUGCAGUUGAUAAGUCUGUGUGCCCUGGUGAUGCAGCAGCUAACACGGAACACUUAACUUGCUCCUCCAGUGGCAGCUGUUGUGGGGGUGGUUGUGGGACCUGCCUACUUUCAUAUUGUUUUUGCAAUAAAGUAAUUGCUCAGCA